Molecule: messenger RNA, 4990 nt
Organism: Rhipicephalus sanguineus (brown dog tick)
Lineage: Eukaryota; Metazoa; Arthropoda; Arachnida; Ixodida; Ixodidae
Product: centrosomal protein of 89 kDa
Exons: 16
Coding region: 166-1764 (532 amino acids)
Biological process (GO): chemical synaptic transmission; cilium assembly; mitochondrion organization
Cellular component (GO): ciliary transition fiber; centriole
Source: RefSeq, a predicted model, not a curated record
ACCGCAUUUCGUUCGUUCGUUCGUUUUAAUGGUUUUAUUACGACACACAAAUGUAAACUUUGGCAUUAGGAAGGCUAGGCUUUCGAAAAAGACCUUUGACGCUUUUCAAGUGCCAACUGUUUUUCUUGUUUUUUGUCGUCAUGGCAACGCUUCUGUGGUGGUGUGAUGGAGGAGGGAGCAGUUUACUGCACACCGACGCUGACAUCGAAAAAGAAAAGGCGCGCACAAGAAAAGCUGCUGCGUUCGCCCGUGGCGUGUGCCCUCCUGCCAGCCAUUAGCCUGCUGGCAGUGCCAGGAGCCAGCCUGGAGCCAGCCCGCCCAAACAUGUCGGGGCCCUCGCCGGGCAAGACCUCUCGCUUUCCUAUUGCUGUGGAUAUUCCUGUUCCACCAGAGCGACGAACGUCAGCUAUCAAUAUCGUCACUAACCCCAGCUUUGAUGGUGGCUUGGAACAGCCCCAAGAAGAAGCUCUUUAUUCUACAAUUCAGCCAAAACACGAGUGUGGAUCUAGUCCUGGAACACCACCUCCCCCCCUGCCUCCAAAACAGCUUGAGGUUCUCUACACCAAGCCUAUUAAGCCAAAGAAAUCUAAAUCAAGGGAAGGGUCUCGAGGCUCCAAGGAUUUUGGAAAUGGAAAGGAUGGCCCUCAACUCUGGAAACUGCACAUAUCGCAAGAGAGCCCCCCAAAGCCUUCACAGAGCUCCUCUGGGUGCAAUUGUCAGCAGUUGGCAUCAUUACUCCAGGACAACUAUGCUAUGAAGCAUGAACUGCUAACCUACAAGGAUCGGAUAAAAUCCCUUACGACUAAACUAAAACAGUUUGAAGGAAUAUCGGAAGUCAUGAAGGAGCUUCAACAGAGUGUUGAAAGGGUAUCAGAAGAAAAUAAAAGGCUCAAGCAGUAUGAGAAAUGCAUUACAGAGGCCAAGACUACAGAACAAGAGAAGCAUGACCUUUUUGAGCAGCUCAAGGACGCACAGUCACAGUACAAGUAUGAUGUGGACCACCUGAGCCAGCAGGUGAGCCAGCUGGAGCGUGAGAAGCAAGAGCUGGAAGGGGCCUUAGCCAAGUUACAGCAGGAGCAUGACCAGCUGCUCAUCUCCACUCAGAACUCUGUCUCCUUCCAGUUCCACACAACAGCUAUGCUUGAAGUCAAGAGGCUUUUAGAAGAGCUCAAACAAAAGUACCAAAAUGACAAGGAAAAUCUCACAGUUAAGGUCCAGCUGGCCGAACAAGAACGGCAGGAGCUGAAACAGCAGCUGGUACAGCUGGAAGAAGAAGUGGGAUGGCUACGGAGUGACCAUAGUGCUCUCUCAGGUGCCUACCGCCGAGCUGUUCGCCAAAACCACACAUUAGUCACCCAUCUUCGUGAACUUCAGGAUGAUGACUCUGAGAUGCACUCACUCCUGUCAUCACUUCUUGUCACUGCUCACCAAGUAGUUUCUGAACGAGACAGCUUAGAAAUAAAGAACGAGGAAAAGGAGAAAGAAUGCCAACGCAUGUUGGAACUCCUUGGACAGCAUAAUGUGGAUAUAGAUCAGUUGAACAAAUAUCUCAAGAGCAUGCAGGACCAAACAGAGGAUGAGAAGUACAAAGCAAAGCUUAGGCGAGAAGUAGAGGGAAACCUUCAGGAAGAAUAUGAACAGCAGAUAUCUCACCUGCACACAAAGGUGGAGCAGAAGCAGCAAGAACUAGAAAGCGUUCAUAGAGAAAAAAGGUGUUACAAAAACAGUAAAGCUCUGCUCAGACACAUCAUCCACUCGUGGUAGUUCUCACCAUCAUCCUGUUUACCAUCAUUGGAAGCAGUUUGCAGGGAAGCUGGAGAGAGAGCUCGAGCAGCUGUGGCAGGUAUUUGCCCAUGAAACUGAACUUAAGGCAUUGCCAGGUGACACAGCACAAGCUUUUGCUCUUCAUCAGCUUGCAUCACAAAACUAAACCUGUGCAAUUUACAGUAAUAUGAAAGCAAUCCAAUGUGGGCCUUUCUCACAACUGUGUGUUCUUGGCAUGUGAUUUUAAGCAUUCAAUGCUGAUCUACAGUUGAAUAUAUUGUUUACAAAAACUAAACAAAAAACUGUUGAAAUACUUACUGCAGCUGAAAGUACUAAAAGACAGCUAGCACAGUUACAACAGUGAACUGGCACUGCUAAAUGUAUGUUGGGCAUAUACCUUGCUUCAUGUCAGCCAGACGGGAAGCUUGACAUGUGCUACAGAUGCCAUGAUCCAGGACUUUAGUGAGGGAAGUUGGUAGCACAAAACAACGUAAACCCUGGAAAUAACCUUCCAGCCUUUAUUAGAUGAACACCAGACCAUGAAUUUCCUUGUAGAUUGUGUGGAUGAGUCUGCGUACGUGUACACUCGGUACCUCUGUAUGCUCCUUUGCACAAAUGAUGUACUGUCGCGCUCAGUACGACUUGCAAAACGGGAGCACGUGGCCCCGCAAGCUCUAACAUUGCGCACAGCUUCAAAUUGUUCUUUUUCGCACAACUAAUGAUAUGAUCUCAUUUGGGAUCCCCAAUUGAGAGAACUGUGUGUAGUUGGGGAAAUAAGGGCUAGCGGAAGCUAUGUGCAAUGUUUAAGCUAGUGAGGCCACAUGUUCCCGUGCUGCAAGUCAUACUGAGCGCAACUGUACAGUUAUGCAAAGGUCUGUCUUAUCUAAAUUUAUUGUCUUAAGGAAAACCAUGUUACGGACUGCCAAAACAUACUUUGGCACCUUAUUGUGUAUUAUUACAAUUGUAACAUAGCAUUUAUUGCACACAUGAAUGUUCCCCUUCGAAAACAUUGUUUGAAAAGAGUAAUGUGCAUCAAAUGUUUUAAAAAGAAUAGCAUCUCCCUGGCAGCAGAUGGUGCUAUGUUGCUAUAGUGCACUUUGAUUUACAUGAACAAGACAAACAGUACGACACAAUGAAUAAUGAUUUCAGAUAAAGCAUGCUUGCAACAAUCGCCCCUGUUCAUUUUCAGAGCAACAAUGCAGUAUAUUAGGAAUAAAACUUGUGUUCCCUUCCGAUAACAAUGGUCAUAAUUUGGCCAAGCACAGGACCAACUAUCCUCUCUCAACAAUACUGUCAGCAUUAAGCAAAAAUAAUUGCAACAACUGUAUGCUACAUAAACAAGUGCAGAAACUAACACUGCAUAGGCAUUGUAGUGGUUACGUUGGCUUUCCUAAUGAACAUUGGAGUUUAACAUGAUGGCACUCCGCACUUACUUCCAUAUAAAAAAAAAGCAAUAGGUGCUUUAAGCAGCACACUAUUUCAGUUUCAAUCCAUUUCAACUCGACAGUAUACACCUUUCUACUCACCAUGGGAAUGGUGAGCAGAAAGAUGUAUACAGUAAUGCCAAUUCACACCAUAAAAAGUAAUGCCCCAAAAGAAUACAAACCAUAAAUUAGCAGAUAUGUCAACCUGACAAAGCUGAACAGAAUAAUAACAAUCUGCAAGCUCCUUUUUGUGCAGCAGUGUUUCCAGAGACUUCCUGCUCGUUUAUACUGUCUGUACUGCACUCAUAUUAUCACAAACUUACCUCUGUUAUUUGCUUUUUUGUUGUAUCUUUGAAGACUGCCAUGUCAUUUUUCACCUAAAAAAAAGCACUAGGCACUUUGAGAAGCUAACUGAAUUCAGUUUCAACCCGGUUUAGCACCAGAAUGCAGAAGUAUAAAAAAUUAUAUUGUGGACAAAAAAUAAGAUGGCCCAGCAUUUUAUUUGCAGCAGAAUUGAAAUAGGGGUAUUAUAAUUUUCCUGCAAUUCUCCAAUUGAACGUGCUGCAUUGGCAUCAUUUCCUGGUAUUAGUUGGCAUGCUUGAAUGUCGGGUGUAGCACAAUGCCCCAGAGGACAGUGGAAUCGUGCGAUUUAACACUGCCACUGUGUGUGUUGGAGUUGCCAAGAAGUGGCAGUAUGGGAGCGUUAGGCAAAGCGAGAAUGCUGACAAGAUUUUGGGAGCAGGAAAUAGCUGCAAGCAACCUAUGAUGUCAAGCAUUCCAUUAAAAUUUUGAUCUUUUUACGCAAACAGUACAACAGCACGACAAAAAGACCCUUCUUAUUUCCAUGCCUGUCUGAAAACUGAUGCAUAAAUUACAGUAAAACUGCAUAAGCAAGUUCGCACCCUUUGGAUGUAUAUAUACUAGGAGUCCAUUUGAUGGCUCAUGGCCUCGUUCAAAUGGGAGCUGCCAAGUUACAUGUACUAUCGUGGCUGGCUGUUUUUAGCAACUGCUACCACAGAGGUAGCAUUGCAGUACCGUGUUGUGUUCCACCACUUCAUAUGUGCAAACUUCUAGUCGACCUACAACGUGGAGGUGUUGAAAGACGCGAGAAACAAAAGUUACAAAUUAUGCCUACAAGUUUAUUUGAAUGAUGUAUACUUGCAAAUAGCAAAUUCGGGGCUUUAGCACACAUAUUGAGUACAUCAGCUGUCAAACACGCCCACCAGCUUUUGCCACAUGAAAACUAUCACAAAACCCCCUUAAAAGCUUUACUUUAAAAAUCUGCAUUCACAUGCAGCUGUAACCAAUAAUGGGCUUUCUAGAGCUAGGCACUCAUGGUUUUUCUAUUUAUUGAAGUUGGAAGCCUUUGCUUGCAUGUCUGUUUCUUCAUGUUCUGGUCAUAUUGUGCAGCUUCCUUAAUAGUAGUCGACCAUUUUUAUGAAGGAACCAGAAAUGUUGCAGUUUGUAAAUAAAAGUUUUGCCAAGGUUAGAACCACAUAGGCACUCGGGGUAGUGGUAGCAUUUACUUAUACGGCAUUACAGAAUAACAACCUCAAGGAGCAAACUGGCAUGCCUUGGCCAUCUUGCAGCCAUUGAAUUUGGUUCCUUAUGCUGUGCGGGGAGAGAGCUUUGAACUGAACAGUGUUCAUUUUCCCAUGUUGCAUUUGUCGCAUCCCAUUCCCCCAUUAGGACACCUUGGGACUGAAGUGCAAUUCAGCACUUUAUGCAAGUGAUGUGCACCCAGUGACUUUAUUUUAUACUUGUUCACAUGAACGAUGAAUAAACAUUCUUUCUCACCUCGA